AUGUGGGGCCAGUACCCCGCCUUAGUUGACGCCCCAGGCUCGAUAGUUGAGGGCUAUGUGUACAUUGUCGAAACAGCCGAGGACGGCAAGAAACUCGCCGCCUACGAAACAAGUAGCUACAGCACCGAGUCUUGUCUUAUCAGAUACACGGACAAACAAGAGCCCUCUCAAGAUCUUGGGCACACGUUCAAGUUUAUCGGGAAUCCACGCGAUUUAAGCGAAGGCACUUUCGACUUGAGGUCCUGGCUGAAAAUGAUGGGGAGAUAG
Molecule: messenger RNA, 267 nt
Organism: Aspergillus melleus
Lineage: Eukaryota; Fungi; Ascomycota; Eurotiomycetes; Eurotiales; Aspergillaceae
Exons: 1
Coding region: 1-267 (88 amino acids)
Source: RefSeq, a predicted model, not a curated record